AUGUCCCAACUUGUCAAUCUUCAAUUCCAGCAAAUUCAGUUGGUUCCCAACUGGAAGGAGAUCAGUCAGCUUUUGAGAAGUGCUAUCCAUUUUGAGAAAUCCAUUAUUAUUAAAUGGAUUAAACCGAAGUCAGCAUAUGUUAAAUUAAAUUCUGAUGGUAGUUGCAAAGAGGGAAAGUAUGGAGCUGGAGGUGUGAUAAGGGAUAAAGAGAGUUGCCUUGUCUUUGCCUACUCUUUAGUACUUAGUUCAGGAACUAGCAACUGGGCAGAAGCAGUUGCUCUUCACUGCAGCAUUAAAUGUGCUGAAAGCGACUCUAAAUUAUUAAUGGAUUGUGUUAAUGGUCGUAAUACAAUUCCCUGGAAUAUUGCAAAGGAGGUAGAAGAACUUAAAAAGUUCAUGGAUUAG
Molecule: messenger RNA, 405 nt
Organism: Nicotiana tabacum (common tobacco)
Lineage: Eukaryota; Viridiplantae; Streptophyta; Magnoliopsida; Solanales; Solanaceae
Source: RefSeq, a predicted model, not a curated record